CCAUAUACUCUCAGACAUGGAAGAGUUCCAUGCGGACACUACAGUCGGGCUGAUUGCCUGUUGCCAAUGUGGUCUACCCAUUCAACCCAAUGCGGCCAAUAUGUGCAGUGGUUGCAUACGUUCGAAGGUUGACAUCACAGAAGGCAUCAGCCGGACAUCCACUAUCUACAUAUGCAAAUUCUGCGACCGCUAUUUUGUACCGCCCAGCGGUUGGAUGCGCGCUGAACCGGAGUCGAGAGAACUUCUAUCAAUAUGUUUGAAGAAGAUGAAGCCUCAGCUCCUGAAAGUUCGAUUGACCGACGCAUGCUUUGUAUGGACGGAGGCUCACUCGAAAAGAAUCAAAGUGAAGCUGACAAUUCAGAAGGAAGUCUUCAACAAUACGAUACUCCAGCAAACCUUUAUCGUCGAGUUCACCAUUCAUAACCAGAUGUGUGAUGAUUGUCGACGUGCGGAAGCAAAAGACUUUUGGCGAGCAUGUGUACAAGUUAGGCAGAAAGCACAAUUCAAGAAAACUCUAUUCUAUCUUGAGCAACUGCUCCUCAAGCACGGGGCUCACAAUCAGUGUACUGGUGUGAAACCAGUGCCUACUGGUAUCGAUUUCUUCUUUGCCAAAUUACAGGAAGCGCGAAAAUUUGUUGACUUUUUGAAUACUGUGUUGCCUUGUAAAUAUCAUUACGCUCAGGAAUUAGUCUCUCAUGAUACUAAAAACAACACCUACGAUUAUAAGCAUACGUUCUGCGUUGAAAUAGUGCCUAUAUGCAGAGACAACAUCGUCUGUAUGCCGAAGAAAGUAGCUCAGCAGCUGGGUAAUAUGAGUCAGAUCGCAAUCUGUCUUCGGGUUUCCAAUGUGAUCACUCUUAUCGAUCCAAACAACCUUCAGAUGGCUGACAUACAAGCUACAACAUUUUGGCGGGAACCAUUUGAGUCCCUGUGUUCACCAAAACAACUCUCCGAAUUCUAUGUCCUUGAUGUCGAAACGGUUGAUAACUUCGAGAGAAAGGCUGGUCAUGGAUAUGUCAGUAAGAAGCACGUGUUAGCAGAUGUUUGGCUCGUGCGAAGUCAUCAGGUGGGUAUGUCUGACGCUCAAACACUUUCGACGAGGACCCAUCUUGGGCAUCUUUUGAAUCCCGGAGACUUAGUUCUAGCCUUCGAUAUUCGGAACUCUAACGUCAACAACAGCGUCUUUGAUGAAAUGAAGCCUGAGGACAUUCCUGAUGUGGUCAUCGUCAAAAAAGUUUAUGAUCGUGCUAAGAGGGCAGCUCGCCGCCAGUGGAAGCUCAAGCGACUGGUUGUAGAUGGCAACAUCGUGGGUAAUGAAACUGAAAGUGUUGCAGAUGAGUUCCAAAGGUUUAUGGAGGAUGUAGAAGAAGAUCCUGCUUUGCGAGAAAAGAUUAACAUCUAUAAGGAUGAGGAGAAGCUCAAGCAACCUGUUGAUGAAGACGAUGAAGCCAUACCGGAUGCCCCAACUUUAGCUGAAAUGUUGGAUGAACUUACAUUCGAAGAUGCCGAAAUGCAAGACGCUGCCAGUACUUCACAGGAAGAGUCUAUGGAUAAGUAACCCUAUCAAACCAUGCAGAGUUCUAUACUGACCAUUGUUUCCUGGCCUGCAUUGGCCUCUGUACAGUGCUGUUGUUUUGUUUUGUUGAGAUAUUGUUAUGUUUAAUAAGCUUGUCGAUUAGUUUCCUCAGUGAAAUAAAUUCCUCCAUUUUCUAGGC
Cylicocyclus nassatus is the source of this 1715-nucleotide messenger RNA. The record is from the annotation of a GenBank genome assembly. NCBI's taxonomy places the organism in Eukaryota, Metazoa, Nematoda, Chromadorea, Rhabditida, Strongylidae.